Molecule: messenger RNA, 6447 nt
Organism: Archocentrus centrarchus (flier cichlid)
Lineage: Eukaryota; Metazoa; Chordata; Actinopteri; Cichliformes; Cichlidae
Gene: mark4b
Product: MAP/microtubule affinity-regulating kinase 4b
Exons: 17
Coding region: 973-3255 (760 amino acids)
Biological process (GO): microtubule cytoskeleton organization; protein phosphorylation; intracellular signal transduction
Cellular component (GO): cytoplasm
Molecular function (GO): ATP binding; tau-protein kinase activity
Source: RefSeq, a predicted model, not a curated record
CGCGUGCGUGGACGCAGCCCUGCCUACCGGUGACGUCCCCUCUCUCUUUCUCUGUCACUGUUCUCGGGAGGCGAAGGCGGGGAGAGCUCCCGUUUUCUCUCGUCUCCUUCUUCUUUCUCUGAAAAUAAAUGGUAUGUUUGCGGCCCGGCGGAGACGUAUCUGAGACCUUUCCAUUUACCGCUGCAGCACUUUUAACCAAAUCAAACGAGAGGAGCCAAGGGCGGAAGAGCCAACCGGAGGACUCGCUCACGGGGAGGCUGCGCGUCCGCCUGCUUCCUUUAGGACAUUGAUUUAUUUACCCGGGCCCUGAACGUCUCCCGGCGUCCACAAAUGCUGCCUCAGCCGGUGCCCGGUUCCUUUUAACUGACUGUGUCUUUGUGGAGCGGCACCCAGAAUUAUUCAGCAAGCUAACAGGAAAGCAGAAAGUCGCCGUUUUUUUUGUUUUUUUUUCUGAAGUCAGACCGCGGUGGUCACAGGGACGCAGAGUCCUCGCCUCUGUUUCCUCUUAUCAGCCCCUAUCGGCUGCUCCCCUGGCCGUUUUCCUCCUCUCUCAGCAGAAGGCGAUGCAGGUGGAGGCAAACCGGGGACCACGGGGGCUGUUUUGUUAACUAUCCAGCAGCGUGUCCAUAGAGAUGAUAGGAUAGCGUCUGGGAGGGGAUUUGGGGGAAAGUGAAGAGCUGAGUGGGGGUUUCAGAUGAGGCAGAUGCAGCAGACGGACAUGAAGUGGAUGUAGCCAACCAGUUUGUUUGUGGUUGUUUUUUAACGCGUCAGUUUAAGCUGGAUCACUGUCCUGGUGAUCUGUGCUGCCUUCGCGGACUGUGACAAUGAGGAUUUUAUGAGAAGUGAAGCUGUUUUUCCCCUCUCCUACAUCCAGCCAGCCUGAUCUGGGGUGGCGUUUUUCUCACCCAGUGUGAACACAACCCCGACUUUUAUUUUUCUCCUGGACGGCGAAGCUCACUCAGGGACAAAAACAUGUCUUUACGCACAGCACUGCCUGGGAACGAGCGGAACCCGGACCAUCAUGCCUCCCUGUCGGCCAGCCGCUCGGAGAAGGGGACGGGCUGGUCAAGCCGCUCGCUUGGUGCCAGAUGUCGCAACUCCAUCGCCUUGUGUUCAGAUGAACAGCCACACAUCGGAAACUACCGACUGCUCAAAACCAUCGGCAAAGGCAACUUUGCCAAGGUUAAACUGGCGCGACACAUAUUAACCGGCAGAGAGGUUGCAAUAAAGAUCAUCGAUAAAACGCAGCUCAACCCGACCAGCCUUCAGAAGGUGUUUCGAGAGGUACGCAUCAUGAAAACGCUGAACCAUCCAAACAUAGUCCAGUUAUUUGAGGUGAUUGAGACAGAAAAGACUCUUUACCUGAUUAUGGAGUACGCUAGUGGAGGCGAAGUGUUCGACUACCUCGUGGCUCACGGCAGGAUGAAGGAGAAAGAGGCCAGAGCCAAGUUCAGACAGAUCGUUUCGGCGGUGCACUACUGUCAUCAGAAGAACAUUGUUCACAGAGACUUGAAGGCGGAGAACCUGCUACUAGACGCCGACUCCAACAUUAAAAUAGCCGACUUUGGCUUCAGUAACGAGUUCAUGGCGGGUAACAAGCUGGACACGUUCUGCGGCUCCCCGCCCUACGCCGCCCCAGAGCUCUUCCAGGGAAAGAAGUAUGACGGUCCAGAGGUGGACAUCUGGAGCCUGGGGGUAAUCCUGUACACGCUUGUCAGUGGGUCUCUGCCUUUUGACGGACAGAACCUAAAGGAGCUGCGGGAGCGUGUUCUGAGAGGGAAAUAUCGCGUGCCCUUCUACAUGUCUACGGACUGCGAGGGAAUCCUGCGCCGCUUCCUGGUCCUCAACCCCACCAAACGCUGCUCGCUGGAGCAAAUAAUGAAAGACAAGUGGAUUAAUAUCGGUUAUGACGGCGAUGAGCUGAAGCCCCACUUAGAGCCUGUGGAGAACUUCAGUGAUACCAGCCGCAUUGAUGUGAUGAUUGGGAUGGGAUUCAACAGAGAAGAGAUCAGAGAUGCGCUGAGCGGUCGAAAGUACAAUGAGAUCACUGCCACGUACCUGCUGCUGGGACGGAAGAGUGAGACGGAGGGCACCGAGUCUCGGUCUAGCAGCAGUUUAAGUCUGGCUCGAAUCCGGCCCGGCACCAUCGCCAACGGAACAAGCAAACACUCCACUUCCUCUUCCUCCUCGGGUGCACAGUCUUCCUCUUCCGGCCAUAAGGCGCAGCGCAGUGCCUCCACGUACCACCGCCAGAGACGGCACUCUGAUUUCUGUGGUCCAGCGGCUCCAGGAUCGACACACCCCAAACGGAGUCCCAGUGGUGUAGCUGAAGGGGCGGGGCUUAGAGAGGAGCGGCUGUCGAUACGAAAGCCGAGCGCCAACACCGCCGGUUCCCGGAGCAUCCCAACCCCCUCCAGUCCCAUGGUGAGCUCUGCUCACAACCCGAAUAAAGCUGAGAUACCUGACCGGCGCAAGGAAGUGAACUCAACCACGAAUAACAUCCCUGCGAGUGCCAUGACUCGAAGGAACACGUACGUGUGCACAGACCGAUCCAGCACUGAUAGACACUCCCUGCUUCAAAACGGCAAGGAAAACAGUUCCUUAUCCCACCGCCUCCCCCCUGCCUCCCCCUCUACCCACAGCAUCGCAGGCGCCUCUGGGACCUCCUCCUCAUCCUCCACGCCUUCCUCCCGUCUGUCCAGGGGAUCCACGGUGAGGAGCACUUUCCACGGAGGGCAGAUUAGAGACCGUCGUCCUCCCUCUCACGCUCCCCCAGCGUCGCCCACGCUGUCCCACGAUGCCAGCCCGCUGCCCCACGCCAGGACCCGGGCCACGACCAACCUGCUCAGCAAACUCACCUCCAAGUUGACUCGCAGGGUCACAGACGAACCUGAGAGAAUCAGCAGAUCUCCGGUCACAAGUCGCCAUCUACCUGGGCAUCAGAAAGCGGCCGAGCCCCGGACCCCCCGAUGCGGCUGGGAUGUGAGGGUGCGGAGCCCCCGUGACCCGGCCGAGUUGGUGCUAGCGUUGCGUGAGGCAGCACAGGGUUAUGGCUGCCAGGUCCACCUGGCCGGGCCUUUCCUCCUGUCCUGCACCCACGGAGCAGCCGGUGCCCGUGUGGCCUUCGAGGCCGAGGUCUGCCAGCUGCCCAGCGGGCUGGGCCAGAGCAGCGGUGUGAGGUUCAAGCGCCUCUGGGGGGCACCGUUAGCCUUUAGAGACAUCGCCACCAAAGUGUCCAAGGAGCUGGAGCUCUGAGGGCGACCGGAGGUGGGGCAGAUUGAGAACACACAGGACAGGUUAAGGAAUGAGGAGGGAUGAAGAGGAGAAGGAAGAGAAGCCUCCUCCUCUUCACCCCUGGGCUCCACCUCAGCUGACGUGGCUAACGAUGCCUCGCCUCCGGCCAAAGACCCUCCUCCUCUGAUGCCACCAGUUACAGCCAGACAAACGGAUACACAGAUGUGGACAGGCCACCACGGCAGACUUAUGAUGACCCUUGACCUUGAAGCUGUCAGUGACCUACGAUCCCUGCUUAACACCACCUCCAUUAAGAAAAUGAGCCCAUGGAGUCAGACUUUUUCUGUUUUCUUAUGAUUUCAUAUUUGAUGAUGAUGAUGAUGGGGACGGUGAGAAUGAUGGAGCGAAUGAUGGAGCUCGAUAAGUUGUUGUUGUUGUUUGUUGACAUUGUUAUUCCUUUUGUAUUUGUCAUCAUUCCUUUUUAAAGAGCUGCUAUUUAAAGAAAUGUUUUAAUUUUUGUCUAUUAAGUUUAUUUUCUUUCUUUAGUGCUUUUAAAACGGGCAGACAUUUGGCAGACGUCACAUAUUUUAGCGGGGGUGUAGUGCGACCUCCGGCCUUCAGAGGGAGACAUGCAGAAAUGCAAGGACGUUAAAGGCGUCGCAGAGUUUCUGCCCAUCCAGUAACAAAAGCAGCGUUUCUGCUUAUAUUCGGGAGUCUGACGCGUUUGCACCUUUUCAGGUAAACUGCUCCUCGGCCCGGCGGGCUGAGACGGGCAAAGCUGAUCGUUCACGCAUUUGUGCUGCUCCUUAACAAACACACAACUUCACCAAAUGUUUGUCCUUUAAAGUGCUACGUUCAGUGUGUUUGCGCUGGAAAAAAUGAGUUUUACUACACAACAAGAUGUCCCUGCAUCCAUGUAAGUUUAGUCCGUUUCUGAGCCAUUUUAUGUUACGUUUCGCUUCACAUUACAGGCCAAUCAGCGCGCAUGAUUGUGACACAAAUACACAGUUUAAACAUCAGUGUGUGGGAGUUUGCAUCAUCUAUCAGCGAGGUCGCACAAAAACAUCCCUGCCACCACCGAAGGCCCUCUCCUGAGCCAGUGUUUGGGUUUCUUUCCUACUGGGGAAACAUGGCAGUGCAAUACUGUGGAAGACCAGCCUUCCCUGAGUGGAUAAAAGUGGCUCAAGCUACGCUUUACAGGUGCUUAUACACUAUAAUUAUGAAUGCCAUUUUCAUUUUCUGCUAAUAGAGCCUCAGAAGUCCUGCACACCGGUGCUUUACAUGAGUAAAGUGUAAGUUUAAUAAAACACAUUUUGGCCCAGGCAAUAAAAAAAAAAAAAAAAUUCAAGAAAACUGUUAAGAUUGGGUUUAACUUAAGUUUUUACUGUUCUGUUUUAAUCCAAUAUGAUAAAAAUAAUAAAUAAAACUAAAUAUUUUUAAAAAUCGACUUCCUUUUUUGCUAGCUCACGCGUGACCUGCUCAGGGUUUGGGUUUACAAAGGUUUUCAGCCAACAGAAGAUGCUAACCUUUCAAAUGAAGUCUUAUACAUUAACUGAGGAGCUACAGUUUUCCUGUUUCCUGCUUUUCCAGUGGGAUGUUCCAACUAUUCAAACUGGAGCACGUUAGCCAAACCCAAACCCUACUGCUAACCACAAACAUGUUGAGCUGGUGGGUGCUGAGCGGUUAAUAGCCCGAUUGAGUUUACUUGCGCCCAUUUUCCAAAAAUGAUGAGUCAUAUUUUUAGGAAAGGCAGUAAUGUGCUCCCCAAGCGUGAUCCCUGUAGCGUCUGCUGGUUUGGAUUUAAAUGGAGGAGCAGGCGGGCAGUUGGUGUGAAAGCACUACGGCCUGUUGCCAUUGCUUUCAUUGAGUGUAGUGCAGUACAGCCAAGAACCAAGACUUGAAUAAGCACUGAUUACGAUUAACAGGGCUCCUUGUUUGCUUUUUUUUUUUUUAAUGUUUUUUUUAAUAUUGCUGGAUUGUUUUUGAAAUUCAAUGAGCACUUUUUUCCUUUUUUAGCCAGUUUUUCACUCUACUGUAACGGCUUUUUUUUUUUAAUCCCAUUUUCUUCUGUCUGUACUGAUAAUUUCUUAAAAUACACGUUUUAUCACACAUUUAAAGCCUGCUACAAAGAAUCCAAAAAACUGAUUCUGAAUGUGUUGUUGAAUGCUCAUAUGGCUUCUUGACUUUUCAUAGUAAAACCAGCUGUGAUGUCAUCAGGUUUCCAGGUAGAUGUGCCACUUGGUUACGGUGACGUUACUGAAACCGAGUUAGAGGAAACUGAGGUACAGAUGAAGUUUUUAACAUUUACAAAGUACCAAAUUUCAAAUCAAACAACUCUGUGUGUGUGUGUGUGUGUGUGUGUGUGUGUGUGUGUGUGUGUGUGUGUGUGUGUGUGUGUGUGUGUGUGUGUGUCAGAUAUUACAGUGCUUUCUGUGCGACAUCUUGACCAAACUGUAGACUUUACUCUCUGUGUACCAAUCAGACUGCAGCGCUGCUGAGAGGUGUAUGACUGUUGACCAAUCAGAUUUAAGUAUCGCUGUACGAGGUUUAUGACUGUUAACCAAUCGGACUCCUGCCUCGUCACAGCUCGCGCCGCGCGCGUGUUGAUGAGGCAGCAGUUUUAAAAUGGGAAUGUGACCUUGAAUGACCUUUGAUCAUUAGUUUUUCUUUUAUAAAAAAAAAUACUUUACUGCUCAUUAAAGAUCAAAGCUACCAAAAUUAUACAAACACACAAAUAGCGGCUCUGCUGAGUGCUGCGCUGAUCACGUGUUGGUCCACGGACACCGAUAACUCCAAAAUGAAAAGGUUGCUGUUCGUCUGUUGUAACUCUUCAAUGAUAAGCAACUCUGACUUGUCUUUUUCAAGUUUGCAGCAUCUGACAGAACAGCGAUGGAAACGCUGGCUGUGAUCCUCACUACAGGAAGUGAUGUUUGAAAAUGUGAAGCUGUGAUUUAGGGCUAGUUUUGCAUUUUGUUCUGUUUUUUCUUUUGUGUAUAACGGAGCCUCACCCCCCACCCCCCCGGGGCCGUUCUGUAGAUGCGGUUAGAGCCGCGCUUUAAGGCUACAUUUCUGUUGUGUGGUGUGUUCAAAGCCGUCGCUGUUAUCAGUAAAACUUAACUUAUGGGCUGAAAUGACAGAAAUGAUCGACCUGCAAUCCUGCAUGUCUCCUUGGAAAUAAUGUGUGACACGACAAUAAAGAGUUUCAACCUCUGA